Molecule: messenger RNA, 867 nt
Organism: Volvox carteri f. nagariensis
Lineage: Eukaryota; Viridiplantae; Chlorophyta; Chlorophyceae; Chlamydomonadales; Volvocaceae
Exons: 7
Biological process (GO): transmembrane transport; zinc ion transport
Cellular component (GO): membrane
Molecular function (GO): monoatomic cation transmembrane transporter activity
Source: RefSeq, a predicted model, not a curated record
CUGUUGCGCAUUGGGCUGUUGAAGGCCCAGAAGGGCCCUACGGAGAUGCACCCGUACGGCUACGCACGUGACCGUUUCAUUUGGAGCCUCAUCUCCGCGGUCGGGAUAUUCUUCCUGGGAGCGGGCGCCUCCUUCAUCCACGGACUCCACACGCUGGUGGAGCACCGGGAACUGGAGCACAUGGGCUGGAGCUACGGAGUGCUGCUGCUGUCAGGUCUGCUGGAGGGCUACUCGCUGUGGGUUGCGAGCCGUGUGGUGGUGUCGGGCGCUACCUCCCGCCGCAUGGGGCUGCUGCAGUACAUCCGCAGUGGCAUGGACCCCACCACGGUGGCGGUCAUGAUGGAGGACGGAGGGGCGGUCCUGGGGCUGGUCAUUGCGGGUGUAUGUACGGCACUCGCUCAGGCCACUGGGAAUGCCAUGUGGGAUGCUGCCGGGUCCAUCCUGGUGGGUUGCCUGUUGGGCGCCAUCGCCACGUUCCUGGUUCAGAAGAACCGUCAGCUGCUGAUCGGGCGGUCCAUGGCACCCGGGGACGUGGCGGCGGUGCAGGAACAACGUAGAUCGCAAAGAUGGCCAGAUGUAAAGGGUCGCCUGGGCACGGAGGGGUCGGGCCUGGGAGGGGGAGGGGGAGGAAAGAGGGUGAAACGGGGCGGGAGCUACGCCAUACGGCACGGCACGGCCCCGGGGUGCGGUAGGGACCGGCUGAUAGGGAUAUUGCAGGCGGCGGCUGAGCGGAACGAUCAGGAGGCCUUGGAGCGAGUCAUGCGCAGCUACGGACGAGACCUGGUGUCGGCAGUCGGUGCGGAGGUGGAUCGGAUCGAAUCCAAGAUUCAAAUGAUGAAUCCAGGGAUCUUGUACGUGGAUCUAGAG